AUGCAAAAGUAUGAAAACUGUACGCCCAAGUUCGUGGAAGAGUUUAUAGAGCUGUACAAAAGUUUCCCGUGCCUGUGGCACCCAAAGUCUAAGCGAUAUGAGCACCAGAAGCAGAAUGCUUACGAGACACUGGUCGAAAAGUACCGUGAAGUUAAUCCGCAUGCAAGCAAGGAAACGGUUAAGCGGAAAAUAAACGCACUCCGGACCGGCUACCGGAAGCAGUUGAAACGGCUUAAAGGACCGUCCAAGCCGGGUACGCACCGUCAACCGACUUGGUGGUAUUUUGAGCUGUUUGACUUCUUAGACGACUACCCUAAGUGGUUGAAACGGGAGGAUUGUGUGGAAUCUACGCAUCUAGAACCGCUAACUUUGGAUGAUGCUGAGUACGAAGAUGACACAGAAGACAGCGACCGUUCGAAGGUAGUUGACGAAUUUCACGUAUCGGCGAAUACACGGAUUGCUCCACUACCGACAGAACCAUGCAGCAGCCGGUCUCAUCAUCAAUCCCGACCAAUUGAGACUUCACCACAUGACGAUCUGGAAGAAUUGGUUCAGCAAAAACUGAACGCCUUCCUGGAGAAUGAUCCUUCCGUUGUAUAUGGAAAGCAUGUCGCCCACAAGCUACGAUCGCUGAGUGAACAACAGAACACGUUCGCCCAAAAGCUUAUCAACGAUAUCAUAUUCGAGGCAGAGAUGGGAAAUUUAACCAGAAGGUGUACGCUUGUGGGGAUGCAAAGCAGCGAACUGCAAGUGCAGGACGAGGAGAUCAUUUCUUAG
Molecule: messenger RNA, 777 nt
Organism: Anopheles marshallii
Lineage: Eukaryota; Metazoa; Arthropoda; Insecta; Diptera; Culicidae
Exons: 2
Coding region: 1-777 (258 amino acids)
Source: RefSeq, a predicted model, not a curated record